Messenger RNA from Impatiens glandulifera, 1384 nucleotides. RefSeq names its product solute carrier family 35 member F1-like. The transcript has 11 exons. Gene Ontology annotation, biological process: transmembrane transport. Gene Ontology annotation, cellular component: membrane. Gene Ontology annotation, molecular function: transmembrane transporter activity. NCBI's taxonomy places the organism in Eukaryota, Viridiplantae, Streptophyta, Magnoliopsida, Ericales, Balsaminaceae. Bases 175 to 1179 code for a protein of 334 amino acids. The record is from RefSeq and is a predicted model, not a curated record.
UCAUAAGAUGUUGUUCAGUUCCGCAUAUGGCUCUGUUGAAUGUGAUCUUUUCUCCCCAAAAAAUCGGAAUUUCAGAUACAAUUAAAGAGCGGAUCUUCUUCUCUACUCAAAUUCUCUCUUACCCAUCACUCUUUUUCAAUCGUUUAAGCUUAAUUUACAGAGAAAGGAAGAAUCAUGACUAUAAUCGAGACAUCUAAAAGAUUCUGGACGAAGAAGACAUUGUUGGGUCUUGGAUUGGGACAGUUUCUUUCCCUUUUGAUUACUUCUACUGGGUUUUCUUCAUCAGAACUUGCUAGAAGAGGAAUUGAUGCUCCAACUUCACAGUCUUUUCUGAAUUAUGUGCUUUUGGCGAUUGUUUAUGGUAGCAUCUUGUUAUACAGAAGGAAAGCUCUUAAGACAAGAUGGUAUUACUAUAUUUUGCUUGGUUUGGUGGAUGUAGAAGCCAAUUUCCUUGUGGUGAAGGCAUAUCAGUACACCUCGAUAACAAGCAUUAUGCUGUUGGAUUGUUGGACAAUUCCUUGUGUCAUACUUCUUACCUGGUUUUUCUUGAAGACAUCAUACAAAUGGAGGAAAUUUGUUGGUGUUGCCGUCUGUGUGGCUGGUCUUGUCAUGGUCAUUUUUUCCGAUGUCCACGCCACUGACCACUCAGGGGGGAACAACCCAAUUAAGGGAGACAUGCUUGUAAUUGCUGGUGCUACACUUUAUGCAAUCACUAAUGUCAGUGAGGAGUUCUUUGUGAAGAAAACAGACAGAAUCGAAUUGAUGGCAAUGUUGGGACUUUUUGGUGCUAUUAUCAGUGCUUGUCAAGUAGGCAUACUCGAGCGUAACGAGCUCAAAUCUAUCCAUUGGUCAACUGGUGCAGUGAUUCCAUUCAUUGGAUUUUCGCUGGCAAUGUUUAUGUUUUACUCGUUUGUUCCCAUAUUAUUAAAGAACAAUGGAUCGACGAUGCUUAAUCUUUCUUUACUGACAUCAGAUAUGUGGACUGUUUUGAUUCGCAUAUUUGCAUACCAUCAAAAGGUUGAUUGGAUCUAUUUCAUUGCCUUUGCGGCUGUGGCCAUUGGGCUUGUGGUGUACUCCGGUGGUGACAAAGAAGAUGAAAACCCCGGUGAUGAUACUAAUAUAGAGAAUGAAAUAAUGAAAUGUCGGGAUGUUGAAGAUGGAAUGAGAAGCUCGAGAUAAGCAACUUUGGAUGAUAGUUUCUCCAUGACGAUAAAAUAGUUUUUAGUUCUCUUUUUUUUUGAUAUGUUUAGAUUUUGAGUUGUGUUUUAUUUUCAAUUUAGUUCUUAAUUUGUUUAUUUCUCUUAGCCUUUUAGAUCUUAGCUUAUAGUUAUAAUCAUAUAUUUUAUACUAUACAAUAAUAUAUAUAAUAUAAAAUUUAUUAAUU